Messenger RNA from Colletotrichum paranaense, 897 nucleotides. RefSeq lists its product as uncharacterized. Lineage: Eukaryota; Fungi; Ascomycota; Sordariomycetes; Glomerellales; Glomerellaceae. Bases 1 to 897 code for a protein of 298 amino acids. The transcript is spliced from 3 exons. The record is from RefSeq and is a predicted model, not a curated record.
AUGCAGCAGGACCAGCCGAUCGAGAUUGAGACAACUCGUCCGCUUGUUCCCGUUCUUUUUACGGUACCCAUACCCACUGGAACGACUCGAACGAGACUCGAGAAGAAACAACAGAUAGAUCAGGAACAGAACACUCUCUUUGGCACUGAGGAGUCGGCGCCUUCUCUCUCUGAUACAUCGUGCGCGGACGUUGGAAGGAUUAGCACAGGCCAAAGUUUCCCUUUUUCAUCAACCUCAAUAUCGGAUCCUGCCAGGCUCAAUCUCAACACUACCUUAGUACCUCAGGCUACCCCUGUCAGUCUGCUCCCGCGGCUUUCUCUUGUUCAAGGCAUCACCUCACUCGCAUCUCUCAUCGCCGUGAUCUUAUCGAGCCGCCCUCCCAGUGAGCCGCAGGCGACAGACGCAGAAGCAGGGCAAGCAGAGCAGUCAAAAACCAAGCAUAUCCAGCUCACCCCCAUUCCCUGUCGCCGCACCCAAGUCCACCACACGUCCACACCCCCUCAUCCUUGCCCCCUUCCCACACCCCCGUCCGUCCCCGUACCUCCCUCUCCCUCGUCGGCCGGGUCCCAGUCGAGUACGAACCAGCAGUACGAAGUACCAGCAGCGCCAAAAAACCAGAACGAGCACCAAAGACGCACCAGCCAGGUCCUGCUCCACGUCGGGGCCUGCCAUCCAUCCAUCCAUCCAUCCAUCUGGUGCCCUGCGCCAGUUCCCAGUUUCCUAGAUCUCGUCUUUUCGACUCUGCGAAACCUCAACCUCUGCUCAAUCGAGGCCGGCGACCCGUUCCAACGUCUCCCACGACUGCGCCCUCCCUCGAUUCCAGCGCACCAUACCGAACAAAGCCUUUUGGAUACACUUCGGCCGCAUAUCCUCCUCGAGGACGCUCUGCUGUCUUAG